Molecule: messenger RNA, 3286 nt
Organism: Harpia harpyja (harpy eagle)
Lineage: Eukaryota; Metazoa; Chordata; Aves; Accipitriformes; Accipitridae
Gene: AEBP2
Product: AE binding protein 2
Exons: 9
Coding region: 65-1552 (495 amino acids)
Biological process (GO): regulation of transcription by RNA polymerase II
Cellular component (GO): ESC/E(Z) complex
Source: RefSeq, a predicted model, not a curated record
GCCGUUGCCGCCGCCGCGCGCGCCCGGCCCCGCUCGGCUCCGCUCGCAGCGACUCGCAGGCGCCAUGGCGGCCGCUCGCAGCGACAUGGCGGAGCCGGAGGGGCUGCUUCCCGGCGAGGCGGCGGCCGCCGAGGAGGAGGAGGCCGGGGCUGGAUCCUCGUCGUCGCCUUCUUCCUCGGCGGCGGCGGCGGAGACGGAGUCGCUGCUGCUGCUGAACGGCGAGGCGGAGAGCAUGUCGGAGCCGAGCCCGGAGAGCGCCAGCCAGGCCGGGGACGGGGAGGACGAGGACGAGGAAGAGGAGGAAGAGGAGGAGGAGGAGGAGGAGGGCGGCGAGGAGGAGGAGAGCAGUCUGGUGGGGAGCAGCAGCACGAGCAGCGGCUGCUGCAGCGACGAGACCCGCUCGCUGAGCCCCGGCGGCAGCAGCGAGGCCGACGCCAAGGAGGAGCCCAAGGGCCCCCGGGGCAGCCAGGAGGACGGGCUGGGCCGCGGCGGAGGCGGAGGCGGCGGGAGCAGCUCCAGCAGCGUGUCCAGCGGUGGCGACGAGGGCUACGGCACCGGCGGCGGCGGCGGCGGCGGCGGCAGCAGCAGCGGCAGCAGCAGCUGCAGCGCCACGUCGGGGGGCCGGCGGGGCAGCCUGGAGAUGUCCUCGGACGGGGAGCCCCUCAGCCGCAUGGACUCGGAGGACAGCAUAAGCAGCACUAUUAUGGAUGUAGACAGCACAAUUUCCAGUGGGCGUUCAACUCCGGUUAUGAUGAAUGGACAAGGAGUUCCUGCCUCCUCUGCAAAAAGCAUUGCUUAUAACUGUUGUUGGGACCACUGCCACGCUUGCUUCAGCUCCAGCCCAGAUUUGGCAGAUCACAUUCGCUCUAUACAUGUGGAUGGUCAACGAGGAGGGGUGUUUGUUUGCUUGUGGAAAGGUUGCAAAGUAUAUAAUACACCUUCAACAAGUCAAAGUUGGUUGCAGAGGCAUAUGCUGACACACAGUGGGGACAAACCUUUCAAGUGUGUAGUUGGUGGGUGCAAUGCCAGCUUUGCAUCUCAGGGAGGACUUGCCCGUCAUGUGCCAACACACUUCAGCCAGCAGAACUCUUCAAAAGUUGCCAGUCAGCCAAAGGCCAAAGAGGAAUCUCCAUCUAAAGCUGGAAUGAAUAAAAGAAGAAAGUUAAAGAACAAGAGACGACGAUCAUUACCAAGACCUCAUGACUUCUUUGAUGCGCAAACACUGGAUGCUAUAAGACAUCGAGCCAUCUGCUUUAACCUCUCGGCACAUAUAGAAAGUUUAGGAAAAGGCCACAGUGUUGUAUUUCAUAGUACCGUAAUAGCUAAAAGAAAAGAAGAUUCUGGAAAAAUAAAACUCUUGCUUCAUUGGACACCAGAGGACAUUCUGCCUGAUGUGUGGGUAAAUGAAAGUGAGCGACAUCAGUUAAAAACUAAAGUAGUACAUUUAUCAAAACUACCAAAAGAUACUGCCUUGCUUCUGGACCCAAACAUAUACAGAAAUUCUAGUAAAGGAGGUACAUACAGUGGAAUCCUGAAAGAUCACUUCUGUUAAGAUCACAUACUGAACAAUGCCCCAGAAGAGGUUGAAGAGGUAAAAACCAAGCAAGUGGGGACACCUGCAGUCUUAGUCACUGACAAUGGAUUUAGAAAUAAAGUUGCACAUUAGUCAAAUCCCAUCCUUUUUUUUUUUUUCUUAGAUAAAUAUUUAUGCUUAGUGUAAACAUUCUGUGAAUGAAGUUGAUGCUUCCGUGGAAUAUAUUAAUAUAUUACUGUAUAUCCACAUUUUCAUGGAAUGGUACAGUGGGAGACUGAGCAAACACUCUUCUGGCAACUUAGUGGAACAACUAAAAGGCUUUGCAUGCUUGCUUCUUUAAGCUGCUUUUUUCUUUAGUGAAUACAGUAGUUUAUAUUUGAUGAAAAGAAAAAGUAACCAUCACCAUUUACUCACAAUUCCCAGGAGAACUGUUAACAAGCUAUUAGGCUUUUUGUCAAUGUUAACUAAAUAUAACAUAUGCCAGACAAUAAAACAGCUACCAAGGGAUUAUCCUGUUGCCCUUUGAGUAUGGUGGAUAGUAAUCAUUUGUCAUUUGUAAUCUCGUGUCCUUUUGCAGAUCCCUAAAAUAUGUUGGAUUAUAAUGUUUAAACAAAUGUUGAUGGAAUGCUUGUCUUUUCCAAUCAACUAUGAGUACAUAUAGUACGGUUUAAAGAUGUUAAGAGUGUUGCAGUACGUCUGACCCCCUUUUCAGGAGUAGUAUAGUAUGUUAAUGAGAUCUGCUUUUAUGUGAUCCGUAUCAAUGGACGGUUUUUGAAAAACCUGUACUUAAGCAGUUAGUGUUAUUGGUGUUUUAUUUUACUUUUUUGACCCUUUAGAAUCCCCAUUCGCUUGUAAAGUAUACUUUUUUUAUUUGGCCUAAUGUUUUCUAGAUGUAAAGAAAAUGGUAUUUUUUAAAAAAAAUAAAUCUAGAAAUUCAAUCCUUUAUGCACCAAAGUUGGCUUUGAAAAGGAAAGUAAAAUCAUUUUCUUGCUUAAUAAGCAAGAAGCCAUGGAUUUUUUUUAACUGACAAAUAGAGAUGUGUCUAACCUGUUAGUCUUUGUAUGGAGACAAAAAUGUUGCAUAUAGAUAAUAGGACAUUGCUUGUAAAUAUUUCAGCAGAUUUGUAAUAUAUUUUUAUAUUAUGAAAUGUACUGUAGAUGUUUUUCUAGAGGCAUGAAAGUUAAAAUGUAUAUAUUACGGUAGAAAUAAUAUUGAAGGAUAUUGUAAUUCACUAGUGCUGCCAGAAGAAUUGUUUAAAAAAAGCACCUUCCUUAACAAUAAAAAAACCCUUCUUUUACAUACCUAAGGGACUAUAUACUACUGUUAAUAUCUGUUGUAAGAACAAAAAUACAUUGAACAUCCUUCCCAGAAAUCUUAGAGGGAUGAAUAGUACCCAUAAUUAAUUCAUGGCGCUCCUUUCUAAUAGUGAACAUGAAAUUAGUUUUUUCCUUACUAUCGGAAGGAACUAAUAUGUAAAAUUUGUACGGAUAUAUGCAGUCAAACUGCAGAGUUAGUCCUCCUUAUUUGGGAGGAAUUUACUACAGUGAAACUAAUAACCAGCAGUUUUUACACUAAAUUUUUAUUAAAUAGAAUAAAACUUAAAGUAACCCUUUGGUUGCAGAAGUGAGCAUAUCCUAAUAUAAUACAAAUGCAUUCUGCAUUGGUACUGACACGAGAGUCUUGCUUAGCUCCAGUGGGUUAAAAAUGUUACUUAUAUACACAAAAAAAAAAAAAAAAACUUAUCAAACGAAA